UGUCAGACUACGGUCACUCUGACAUGGAGUUUUUGCACAACGUACAUUUCAGCUCUGUGUGAAAUACGCGUUAAAACUAUAGAUAUUUUUGUCAACAAUUAGUAAUAGUCUCAAGAAAAACAACGUCUGCGAGUUUUGUGCGGGCGAUAAAAGAGAGCAAACUCUUUCCCCUCAGCGGUUGAGCGGAUACCUAACUACGUGCAAUGUUUAGGAUUCGCGUCAAGAUGGGCCCGCAACGCAAUCACAAUAACAAUAACAAUGGAGUCGCCGUCGGUGGAGUGGGCAGUAGCAAUCAUGCUCGCCUCCAUAAGGAGUUUACCUGCUGCUUUGGCCUGCAUGUGCAUACGGCAACAUUGAUGAUUGGCCUCUGGCAUCUGUUCCUCAAUAUUUUGGCGCUGAGCGUGCUCGCUGUCAUCUGGCGCAAUCCGGAAAUGAUGGAUGAACUGGAGAGUGGCAGUCAUGACUUUACCGUGGAUCUUAAUGCACCUGCCUUGCCCACACCUUUGAGCAAGGUGGAUCCUCCUUAUGCCUAUCGCGAUCACUCGCUCAACUAUCGUAAGCGUUACCAGAACUUUGACAUGGGCGGUCUGGUGUGCACCUGCAUGAUAGCCAUUACGCUGAUGAUGAUCUAUGGCAUUAUCAAGGGCAAGCCUUCGCAUUUGUUGCCCUUCUUCUGUCUGCAGCUGUUCGACUUCGCCAUCACCACAUUGACCGCCGCUGGCUAUCUGUGCUAUCUGCAAGCUCUACACCGCAUCAUUGCUGAAUCGCAUCGUCUGCCGUGGCGCGAGAAGCUGCUGGAGCUGCCUCCCGAGGAACUGGUGGUUGUUGUGCUCGUCGUCUUUGUGUGCAUCGUGUUCCUGAAAGCCUAUUGCAUUGGUAUUGUUUGGCGCUGCUACAAGUACUUGACCCUGCGCCAGCAACAUCUGCGCAGUCUGCUGCCCUGCGUGCUGCCUGAAACCGUGCUUCAUGGCGGACUUGGUAGCGGUGGCUUUGGUGCUGAGGAGCGCGCCUAUUCCACACUGUUGCCCAACUACGACGAGGCCAUUGCUCAGUACUUGAAACAGGCACCGCCGCCAUCCUAUCAAGUGGCCAUGUCAAACUACAACAAUGAGGAUGAGGGCGCCACUGGUGGUGCAAUUGUUGCUGAUGCUGGGGGCAAUACGCCGCUUUUUGUUGCUCUGGAUUCGUCCACUGUUAACACGGCCACCAAUACGGAUGAUAGCUUGGACAACAACAACGAUACACCCAACAAUAAUAAUACGGUUCAUGUGAAUGCCAACACGCCACCAAUGCGCCGCAGCGAACAGACAACUUCUAACGCUGGCUCUGACGAUGACAACAAUGUGGAUGAUGAUGACGAUGACGAUGCUGAUCUGGAGAUAAUCGAUGCUGGCAUUGAUGUGGGCAAUUUGCCACCACCUCCGCCUCCGUACAACGAUGUGACCGAUGCCCAGGUGCAGAUGCCGUCGCCGUCGCGUCUUAAUUGUCAUGUGAACAUUCCUGGACAGGUGCCUGGACGCAACGAGAGCCAGGCCUAAGUUGUGAUUUGAGUUAAGCUGUUUCUCUCUCAUUAUUAUUAACGUGUUGUGUUGCGAGCAAAUGCAAACGCGGCAAUGCACGCGGUCCCUUCCCUUGCCUAAGACUUCACAUCAAUUGGAUAUCCCAUUUCCAACCCAUUUCAUAUCCAUAUCAAAAGGCGGAUUUGUAUUAAUCAAUGUAUUUGCUUAUCAAAACAAACGAAAAACAAAGACAGAAAUAUUUUAGCAGUCGCGUAUUGUUGUUUAAUCUAAAACGAAAACUAAACAAAAACUAAAGAAAACAAAAAACCUGCUUAUAACUGAAUAUUCGCUGAAUUUUGCUCUACAUAAUUGUGUGCUCACGUAGUAGAUGUACUUUUUGAUCGCGUCUGUUGAAAUUUGCAAAGAUUUGUUAAAGAUUUGACCGCGCUUUACGUUUCUAUGGUUCUUUUUAUUUAACCUCUUAACCUGAGUUUUACCUAAUUAAGCACAAGUAGUUGUUACCAAAAAAAAAAAUUACCAAUUGAAAGCAGAAUCUAACUGGGAAAAACGAUGGAUGCGAAAGUAUGUUCUAAUGAUUAAGCUAACUUGUAAGACUAAUUAUUAUAUUAUUAAACUGUAUAUCAUUAUUUGUACAUUAGUUUUGUGUAUCAAUUGCCAAGUACGUAGUGCAAUCCACAUGUAUCCCGAGAGAACUCCAUCAUAUUUUAUGUGUGUACAAUAUCUAUAUGCGUAUAUGUAAUAUCUAUAAUGCAAUAUUCAAAGAUAUUCAAAUAAAUAUUAGUUUGAAACAA
Molecule: messenger RNA, 2311 nt
Organism: Drosophila nasuta
Lineage: Eukaryota; Metazoa; Arthropoda; Insecta; Diptera; Drosophilidae
Product: tetraspanning orphan receptor
Exons: 5
Coding region: 204-1538 (444 amino acids)
Cellular component (GO): lysosomal membrane
Source: RefSeq, a predicted model, not a curated record